Molecule: messenger RNA, 1408 nt
Organism: Aspergillus alliaceus
Lineage: Eukaryota; Fungi; Ascomycota; Eurotiomycetes; Eurotiales; Aspergillaceae
Product: transcriptional regulator SPT3
Exons: 4
Coding region: 130-1110 (326 amino acids)
Biological process (GO): transcription by RNA polymerase II
Cellular component (GO): SAGA complex
Molecular function (GO): transcription coregulator activity; protein heterodimerization activity
Source: RefSeq, a predicted model, not a curated record
GUUAACUUCAUCAAGCAAUUCACUCGUUUUCUUGCCGAUAGUUUUGCCGCGACACUAUAUCUGUAUACUUUCGUUUUUCUUUAUCUCGUGCUGUGAAUAAUGUUAAAUUGCUAUCCUUGAUUCGCCAAUAUGUCGACUGAUCGAACGCCGAAGUAUCGGCAGGAAAUCCAGCAGAUGAUGUUUGUCUCUGGAGAAACUGCUGAACCAUCCGUUGAAACAACUACCUUGAUUGAGGAGAUCGUUCGCCAACAAGUCAUUGAGAUUCUCGCACGAAGUACAGCGUUGGCUACCCGCCGAGGAGUCCGCUCUAUCUCUACCGAUGAUUUGAUCUUUCUCAUUCGGCAUGAUAAGGCCAAAGUUUCGCGCCUGAAGACAUUCCUUUCCUGGAAAGAUGUCCGCAAGAAUGUCAAAGAUUCCGAUGACAAAGGUGGCACCGACGCUGCUGAUUUUGCAGCAGCCGAUGACCCUCUCGCGGGGGGUGUCGUUGCUGGGCCGCAAGAUGUUGCUUCAAAGCCGAAGAACAAGCGGGCCCGUGUUGGUCUCGCGUGGGAUGUGAAUAGUUUCUAUUCGAUUCAGGUCCCAGAGCGAGACGAUGAGGAAGACGAAGAGGAGGAGGAACAGAACUAUGCGACCCUCCAACGCCUGGCUGCGGCAGAUGAGCGAACCAAGAACAUGACCAAGGAAGAGUAUGUGUUUUGGUCCGAAUGCCGUCAAGCAUCCUUCACUUAUCGUAAGAGCAAGCGCUUUCGUGAAUGGGCCGGCUUUGGUAUCGUCACUGAAUCGAAGCCCAAUGAUGACAUCGUUGACAUCCUCGGGUUCCUCACAUUCGAGAUCGUUCAGACAUUGACCGAGGAAGCUCUGAAGGUCAAAGAACGCGAGGACCGGGAGAAGAAUCGCCGAGGAGGCUCUGAAAAUGGGUCGGGCGAAAACACCAAGAAGCGUAAGCGUGAAACUGGUCUUUUCGAUCCUCCCGAGGAGGGUCGUACUCCAGUGGAGCCGAGGCAUAUUCGCGAAGCAUAUCGCAAACUUCAAGCGACUGGGAACAAGAACAUCGCAAUGCUUCUCCACAAUGGGCGCAUCACAGCACGGAUGCCUUUAAGAUUGAUUUAACAGAAUGGCUUUACAUUGAGCUUGCACACGGGAAUGGUUGGAGUUUUAUACACACAAGAUACCCUCAUGAUGACUGUACGAUAUCGGGACCUCUUUUCCAAUUUUCCUUUGUUAUUUAUUCGCGGUACACCAUUCUUUCCUUAAGCUAUACGUGUAUAACAAAAUUCUGUCAAUUCAAUGCCUUAGCUACUCAAUCCAACUUUAAAUCCAGCCAACACCCACAGGUGAAGCACAGCGUCACCCAACAAAAACCACUCAUUUAUGUGUCCGGCGCCCUAAAACCCAGUCAGCCCAUCAC